ACGACAUCUAAAUGCGUGGUUUACAAUUUUCCCUCGACUCACGGUAAUCAGUACCUAGGUAGGUGUGCAACUGUGACCCCCCACAAGGGCGCCAGUGUUCUAUCUAGGUAUCUAUCUAUCAGGGACUCAGGACUGUACACACUCGUGUACACUAUCAGGCCCCUCUCCAGAUGAAUUAACCUACCAACCUAGAAACCACUUUGCAUGCGCCCCUCGAACGGUCACAAACACGAGUACAGAGAAGACUGGCCACACCGAUGUAUCCAUCUCGCGUGCACGCUCCCAUCUCAUCCACUCCCUCGGCGGAGGAUUUCUUCUCUUCUGCCCUUUCGAACCUCUUCACCGACGACCCUCAAACCCAUCACGGUGUGCCCGGGCAGUCGGUGUACUAUGACUCUCCUCGGUUCGGUAGACUAUCUCUGCGCAUCCCCGAACACCCCGAUGCCGAAGAAGGUCGUAGACUCUUUGCCUACAACCUGUGGAACGGGGGUGUGGUGGCCGCCGAUGCCAUCGAGGUGGCCAGUGCCAACGACGACGGCGGCGGCGGCAGCCACCCGCAGCCUCAGGCUCUUGACCGGGCCACGAGUCGAGAAGAGAAUGACAACUGGAACCCACGGUACUGGAGCGUGAAAGGGAAAUCAACACUUGAGUUGGGCGCCGGAGCCGCAUUACCGAGUAUAAUAGCAGCCUUGUCGGGCGCGAAGAGCGUGACGAUAACGGAUCACCCUACUAGCACCGCCUUGACAAUGGGUGCGAUCGAGCAGAACGUCCACACCAACCUCCGUCUUCCCACGUCUGGAGUAAGACCCAGUACCGACACUACCAACCCACAGGUGCCCGAGGAUCCAGCGUUUCGCAACACGUCUACACCGCAGGCACCUCUAGAAAAUCAAGAUCAGACAACCCAAUCGGACGUAUCGCAGAGGCAGACGUUGCCAAUGAAACCCAAAACCGAGUCCUCGGUUUCAGUGUACGGAUACACAUGGGGAACGACGACGUUCUACCUACCCAACACUUACGGCAUACCGGUGCCGGACCAACCCAGCUCGUUUCAGCGGAUCAUCAUAGCCGAGUGUCUAUGGAUGCACGAACAGCACGUCAACAUUUGCAAGACCAUUCUUGAUUAUCUCCCACGCCACGACGAUGGCCACGACGAUCCCGACCCUGUCGGUGACUCCUCUUCCUGUGCUCUCUUCGUCGCCAGUUUCCCCAACGGUAGAGAAAUAGUCAGGAGGUUCUUCGACAUCGCAACAGGGGAAGAAGACAUAUUCUCACCUGCACAAGCACAAUCACAAAACGAGGUCCAGGCCAAUGAUGAUGAUGUAGACGACGAACACGAUGAGGAUGACGACGACGACGACGAUGAAGAAGUACGCUCGGUCAAAGGGAAAUUAAAGGCAGUCGAGAUAUUCGAGGUCGAUAUGAAUGGCGUCCGGAGAGCAUGGGCACCCCGGCGGGCUGGUGAAGAUAAAUACAUAGCGAAUCGAUGGUGUGUAUGUGCCGUGCUAGUCCGGCGCGGUAAAUAGUGCAGUGCGUAUGUCUUGCUUUGGGGUCGGACAGAAUAACCUCGGACGAAGCAGUAAGGGCACCUACAAAAAAACCCUCAGGGAGCCCUACGCCGCGUACUCAAUCGAUCAUGUGAAUGAAGCAACAAACCCCUCGUUUUGAGCAGCAUUCGGAUCAGAAUACAUAUUCUUCCAAGAGCAUUUCUGAUUCUACAAGUAGCAGG
Messenger RNA from Exophiala oligosperma, 1729 nucleotides. RefSeq lists its product as uncharacterized. The record is from RefSeq and is a predicted model, not a curated record. The transcript is spliced from 2 exons. NCBI's taxonomy places the organism in Eukaryota, Fungi, Ascomycota, Eurotiomycetes, Chaetothyriales, Herpotrichiellaceae. The coding region runs from base 258 to 1526 and encodes 422 amino acids. Gene Ontology annotation, biological process: peptidyl-lysine dimethylation. Gene Ontology annotation, molecular function: protein-lysine N-methyltransferase activity.